Messenger RNA from Rhea pennata, 5065 nucleotides. It is a transcript of the gene KPNB1, whose product is annotated as karyopherin subunit beta 1. Lineage: Eukaryota; Metazoa; Chordata; Aves; Rheiformes; Rheidae. Gene Ontology annotation, cellular component: cytoplasm; nucleus. Gene Ontology annotation, biological process: protein import into nucleus. The transcript is spliced from 22 exons. Bases 208 to 2838 code for a protein of 876 amino acids. The record is from RefSeq and is a predicted model, not a curated record. Gene Ontology annotation, molecular function: nuclear import signal receptor activity; small GTPase binding.
CCGCCGCCGCCACAGCCGCCCUCAGCAGCAGGAGCCGCCGCCGCCGCCCGCAGCGCAGCGAGGCUUCCGCGAGCGGGACCCCCCCUCCCUCCGCCGCUUCACCGGGGGAGGCGCCUCCCCCCCCCCCCCGCCCCCUCCUCCCUUGAUCCCCUCUCCCGGCUCGUGCCGCUCCCCGCACGCCGGCGCCGCAGCCGCCACGCCGCCGCCAUGGAGCUCAUCACCAUCCUGGAGAAGACGGUGUCGCCGGACCGCUCCGAGCUAGAGGCGGCGCAGAAGUUCCUGGAGCAGGCGGCCAUCGAGAACCUGCCUACUUUCCUCGUGGAACUGUCCAGAGUGCUGGCAAACCCGGGAAACAGUCAAGUUGCUCGAGUUGCGGCUGGCUUACAGAUCAAGAACUCCUUAACAUCCAAGGACCCAGAUAUCAAGGCCCAGUACCAACAGAGAUGGCUUGCAAUCGAUGCCAAUGCCCGCAGAGAAGUCAAGAAUUAUGUUUUGCAGACACUGGGCACAGAAACGUACAGGCCCAGUUCAGCCUCUCAGUGUGUGGCUGGUAUUGCAUGUGCAGAGAUUCCCAUGAACCAGUGGCCUGAACUCAUUCCCCAAUUGGUAGCUAAUGUUACAAAUCAACAUAGCACUGAGCAUAUGAAAGAGUCGACAUUAGAGGCCAUUGGAUACAUCUGUCAGGAUAUUGAGCCAGAGCAGCUUCAGGACAAAUCCAAUGAGAUCCUGACAGCCAUUAUCCAGGGAAUGAGAAAGGAAGAGCCCAGCAACAAUGUGAAGCUAGCAGCUACUAAUGCACUCCUGAACUCUUUGGAAUUCACCAAAGCAAACUUUGACAAAGAGUCUGAAAGGCACUUUAUUAUGCAAGUAGUCUGUGAAGCAACGCAGUGUCCGGAUACAAGGGUACGAGUGGCUGCCUUACAGAAUUUGGUGAAGAUUAUGUCCCUCUAUUAUCAAUACAUGGAGACAUAUAUGGGUCCUGCUCUUUUUGCUAUCACUAUUGAAGCAAUGAAAAGUGACAUAGAUGAGGUGGCUCUACAGGGAAUAGAAUUCUGGUCAAAUGUCUGUGAUGAGGAGAUGGACCUGGCUAUAGAGGCAUCUGAGGCAGCAGAGCAAGGAAGACCUCCAGAGCACACUAGCAAAUUUUAUGCUAAGGGAGCAUUACAGUAUUUGGUCCCAAUUCUAACACAGACGCUAACAAAACAGGAUGAAAAUGAUGAUGAUGAUGACUGGAACCCCUGUAAAGCCGCAGGAGUUUGUCUCAUGCUCCUGGCGACCUGCUGUGAAGAUGACAUUGUUCCUCAUGUGCUGCCCUUUAUUAAAGAACACAUUAAAAAUCCAGAUUGGCGGUACAGAGAUGCAGCUGUAAUGGCUUUUGGGUGCAUUUUGGAAGGACCGGAGCCUAACCAGCUCAAACCACUAGUCAUACAAGCUAUGCCAACUCUAAUAGAACUAAUGAAGGACCCUAGUGUUGUGGUUCGAGACACAACUGCAUGGACUGUGGGCAGGAUCUGCGAGAUGCUUCCUGAAGCUGCCAUCAAUGACAUAUACCUCGCUCCACUGCUGCAGUGUCUGAUUGAGGGCCUGAGUGCUGAGCCCAGAGUGGCCUCCAAUGUGUGCUGGGCCUUCUCUAGUCUUGCUGAAGCUGCCUAUGAAGCUGCAGAUGUAGCUGAUGAUCAGGAAGAGCCAGCAACCUACUGCUUAUCCUCCUCAUUUGAGCUUAUAGUUCAGAAACUUCUGGAGACCACAGAUAGGCCUGAUGGACACCAGAAUAACUUGCGGAGUUCUGCGUAUGAAGCUCUGAUGGAAAUAGUGAAAAACAGUGCCAAGGACUGUUACCCUGCUGUCCAGAAGACAACUUUGGUCAUUAUGGAACGACUUCAGCAAGUGCUGCAGAUGGAGUCUCAUAUCCAGAGCACUUCAGACAGAAUCCAGUUCAAUGAUCUUCAGUCUCUGCUUUGCGCUACUCUACAGAACGUUCUCCGGAAAGUCCAGCAUCAAGAUGCUUUGCAGAUCUCUGAUGUGGUGAUGGCAUCUCUGCUGAGGAUGUUCCAGAGCACAGCUGGCUCAGGGGGCGUGCAGGAAGAUGCCUUGAUGGCAGUCAGCACCCUGGUAGAAGUCUUAGGUGGAGAGUUUCUGAAGUACAUGGAUGCCUUCAAACCAUUCCUUGGCAUUGGACUGAAGAACUAUGCAGAGUACCAGGUUUGUCUGGCUGCAGUGGGCCUGGUUGGCGACUUAUGUAGAGCCCUGCAAUCCAACAUCUUGCCAUUCUGUGAUGAGGUUAUGCAGCUGCUCUUGGAAAACUUGGGGAAUGAAAAUGUUCAUAGGUCUGUGAAGCCUCAGAUUCUUUCAGUUUUUGGUGAUAUUGCUCUUGCCAUUGGAGGAGAGUUUAAAAAAUACCUAGAUGUUGUAUUGAAUACUCUCCAGCAGGCCUCCCAAGCACAGGUUGAUAAGUCUGACUUUGAUAUGGUGGAUUACUUAAAUGAGUUGAGGGAAGGCUGUCUGGAAGCUUACACUGGCAUCAUCCAAGGAUUGAAGGGAGACCAAGAAAAUGUGCAUCCGGAUGUGAUGUUGGUGCAACCCAGAGUAGAAUUUAUUCUGUCUUUCAUUGACCACAUUGCUGGAGAUGAGGAUCACACAGAUGGAGUAGUGGCAUGUGCUGCUGGACUGAUAGGGGAUUUGUGUACAGCAUUUGGAAAAGAUGUACUGAAAUUAGUAGAAGCUAGACCCAUGAUACAUGAACUGCUAUCUGAAGGAAGAAGAUCCAAGACGAACAAAACAAAAACCCUCGCUACCUGGGCGACUAAAGAACUGAGAAAACUAAAGAACCAAGCUUGAUCUGUUACCAUUGGGAUGACACCUGAGACCCCCACUGGAAAUCUCCAAUCUUUUGAAAAAACCCGGAAGUGAGGAGUGUGCACGGAUGCUGAAUGUUUGGGAAUGAGAGGAUGAGUGAGUGAGGCUUGAAACACACCACAUUGAAAAUCCCGCCACAGCAACAGCAGCAGCGCUGUUAGUGAGCUGAGCACUGACUUGCGUAGAAAACCUGGCAUCGGCCAUCUUCGGGAAGAGGGAACGACCGAUUUCUGUUAAUGUAAUAAGCAGUCUCUUCUUCCGACAGACUAGGACUAGCUUUUCUGUCUUGGCCAGUGCAGAAUGGAAUGGCCGGUUUGAGAGAGGGGAAACUAGGUUCAACUGUGGUGCUCUGUCUGAGGUCUGGCUUUGGCUGCUGGAGAGAGAUGGAGCCUGGGUCUCCAGCCCGCCUUCUGUAACCUUUGCCACACGAUGCUGUCAGUGCAUGGGAUAAAAGGAGGGGUGAAGGAUUUUCAGUCUAAGAGUGAGUGUGUGUGAAUGAGGCGGUAUCCACAUUCUCAACUUCAAGUCAUUGCAGUUUCUUUUCCCAAAAAAGGGUUAGCUGUUGCAUUUCAUAAACUAACCGAAGUUCAGUCUACUGAUGCAGCAUAAGAGAUGUAAAAAAGAAAAGAGGAAAAAAAAAGGAAAGUCGCUCUUUAGGGCUUUUUUAUUUUAGGGAAACACUGACGAAUGUUCAGAGCUCCCGUUCUGAGUGACGCUUUUCAUGAUCUUGUUUCAUCAAAGCGCCUUUCCUUCCUUAAUAUUGUUCAACUGUGAAUGUAGAAAUGGGGGAAAACUCUUGCGUUAGAGGGAAUAGAAAUAAAUUGUCAAAUGAUUUCAGGCUUAAAAAACAAAAAUAUAAACAUAAGUGCUCCGAAUUGGCAGUGAGAAUGCAAAGGGAAAGAUCUCUCCUGACUUGUACUGUAGCAGCCUGAACACCCACAAAAAUUGUGCCAAAGAGUUGAAAAACAAAAUAAAACUUCAGGUAAUAUUUUUGGAUUGCAAAAUGAGGAUAAAUUCAAUGUUCAAACAAAAUCUGAUAAAAUGCCAUUUGGAAACUGCUUGGCCUUUUGUGCUCUUUAUUUGAUCAAAUUUAAUGUGGUAUUGGUCUCUUGCUGCACUUCAAAAACAAAAAAAGGAAAAAAAUAAAUUUAUAUAAAAUAUAUAUAUACUGACUUGAGCUUACACAAGACGGCACUUGUAAAAGGUUAUAUUUUUCCACUGCAGUUGAAGAUAAAUAAAAUGGUGUCAAACAUUCCCCAAUAAUUCCUUUUUGUAUUCUUGGUCUUUCCAGUAAAAGGGGAACCCAUUAACAAUUUUUUAAUAGAGUAGUAACAGUCUGAUGGGCAACUCUGAAAUGAAUUGGCUGUUUACUGCUUCUAUAAUCAUGCAACUCUUAUUUUCACACAAAGGAUCGGAAUCUCUUGUUUCCUCUUAAAUGAAACUUUUUUCUUUGAGGAAUAGUCCCUUGCUUAUCCUAGAUUGUCAGCAAUAAGCCAAGAAAAAUGGAGAAGGUGCAGGGUUUGAGAUUUUUUUCGUUUCAUUUUUAUUAAUGCAGCUGUUGCUACUACCAGCAUUUGAAUCUGCAGUUUAACAUGGGCAUUUUUGAAAGCUCUUUGUGGGAGGGAGAGUAAAAAAAAAAAAAAAAAAAAGUCUUUAGUCAGUAUUUUUUUUUUUAAAAAAAAAAAAAAAAAAGGCAGGUAAAAAUCUACUUUAUUCCCCAGUUUCCUUUUGUCUGAUCCUAGGAUCCAUUACAAUGGAGUCCACUUUUGUUGCCCAUCUGCACUGCAGCAUCCACAAUAGCUCUUGUACAGGGUAUCAGAUAUGUGCCUUUCAGUGCUGGGUUCAGAAUGCAGUCGAAGUGCCGACCUUUGAACCAGUGUAAAAAUAAUAAUAAUAAUAAAAAUCCCAGGCGUUUUGAGAGGAAAAGCUCUGUUAACUGGGAGAGCCAACGAGCUCCUGAACACGGACUAGGGAGUGGCCUGGGUCACAUUUCUAGUAAUGCCUUUUCUUUUUAUUUUGUUUCUUGAGGUGGGGUGGGAUUUCCUUUUAAAAAAAAAAAUAUUAAAAAAAAGCCAUUCCUGAAGUCGGAGAGGGGGCGUGGAGGGAAGAAAUCUGAUCAUUCCUCAGUGCUACCUGUUUCUGUCCUGUGUGGCUGUUCAGCUGUAGACAGCAGGAGAAUAAAGUACACUGAGACAGUAGUGGAAACAAA